Drosophila serrata is the source of this 3761-nucleotide messenger RNA. RefSeq names its product RNA polymerase II subunit RpII140 (gene Polr2B). Gene Ontology annotation, biological process: DNA-templated transcription. Gene Ontology annotation, molecular function: DNA binding; ribonucleoside binding; DNA-directed RNA polymerase activity. The record is from RefSeq and is a predicted model, not a curated record. NCBI's taxonomy places the organism in Eukaryota, Metazoa, Arthropoda, Insecta, Diptera, Drosophilidae.
CGCAAAUCAACAACAACGCACGCCGCUAGCCGCGGUGCCGAAACGUUUGUUGUGAAAUUUGCCAAGUUUUUACUAGUUUAUUGAUUUAAACAGCUACAAUUCUUAUUUUAUUAAAUACCUUUGGUGCCCGGGAGCACUUUAGAAACACAACAACAUGAUGUACGACAACGAGGAAGAGAUGUACGAGGAGGAGAAUGCGGAGGAGAUCUCCCACGAGCUGUGGCAGGAAGCCUGCUGGAUCGUGAUCAAUGCUUACUUCGACGAGAAGGGUUUGGUGCGCCAGCAACUGGACAGUUUCGACGAGUUCAUCCAGAUGUCGGUGCAGCGCAUUGUGGAGGACUCACCGGCCAUCGAGUUGCAGGCCGAGGCGCAGCAUACCUCCGGCGAGGUGGAGACGCCGCCGCGCUUCUCCCUGAAAUUCGAGCAGAUCUACCUCUCGAAACCGACCCACUGGGAGAAGGACGGCUCGCCCAGUCCCAUGAUGCCGAAUGAGGCGCGUCUGCGCAAUCUCACCUAUUCUGCGCCACUCUACGUGGACAUAACCAAGACAAAGAAUGUGGAGGGUAUGGAUCCUGUAGAGACGCAGCACCAGAAGACUUUCAUCGGCAAGAUACCCAUCAUGCUGCGUUCCACCUAUUGCCUGCUGUCCCAGCUCACUGAUCGUGAUUUGACGGAGUUGAACGAGUGCCCGCUGGACCCCGGCGGCUACUUCAUCAUCAACGGUUCGGAAAAAGUGCUUAUCGCCCAGGAAAAGAUGGCCACCAAUACGGUGUAUGUGUUCAGUAUGAAGGACGGCAAGUAUGCCUUCAAGACGGAGAUCCGGUCGUGUCUGGAGCACAGUUCGCGUCCCACCUCCACGCUAUGGGUGAACAUGAUGGCCAGAGGAUCGCAGAAUAUUAAGAAGUCGGCCAUUGGCCAAAGGAUCAUUGCUAUUCUGCCGUAUAUCAAACAGGAGAUCCCAAUCAUGAUUGUGUUCCGCGCCUUGGGCUUUGUGGCUGAUCGCGAUAUUCUAGAGCACAUCAUCUACGACUUCGACGAUCCGGAGAUGAUGGAGAUGGUGAAGCCAUCUCUAGAUGAGGCAUUCGUUGUGCAGGAGCAGAAUGUUGCCCUGAAUUUUAUAGGAGCGCGUGGUGCUCGUCCCGGAGUCACAAAAGACAAGCGUAUCAAGUACGCCAAGGAAAUUCUGCAGAAGGAAAUGCUGCCCCAUGUCGGCGUAUCGGAUUUCUGCGAGACCAAGAAGGCGUACUUCCUCGGCUAUAUGGUGCAUCGCCUGUUGCUGGCCUCUCUGGGCCGGAGGGAGCUCGAUGACCGUGAUCACUAUGGUAACAAGCGACUUGAUCUCGCCGGACCGCUGCUAGCAUUCCUCUUCCGCGGCUUAUUUAAAAACCUGAUGAAGGAGGUGCGCAUGUACACACAAAAAUUCAUCGAUCGGGGCAAGGACUUUAAUCUGGAGUUGGCCAUCAAGACAAACAUCAUAACAGACGGUCUGAGGUACUCCCUGGCCACAGGCAACUGGGGUGAUCAGAAGAAGGCCCAUCAGGCGAGAGCCGGUGUCUCUCAGGUGUUGAAUCGUCUGACCUUUGCCUCCACUCUCUCCCAUUUGCGUCGCGUCAACUCGCCCAUUGGCCGAGACGGCAAGCUGGCCAAGCCCCGUCAGCUGCACAACACCCUCUGGGGCAUGUUGUGUCCCGCCGAGACGCCCGAGGGCGCUGCUGUCGGCCUGGUAAAGAAUUUGGCACUUAUGGCCUAUAUAUCGGUGGGGUCGCAGCCCUCGCCUAUUCUUGAGUUCUUGGAGGAGUGGUCCAUGGAGAAUCUAGAGGAGAUUGCACCCUCGGCCAUCGCCGACGCCACCAAAAUCUUUGUCAACGGCUGCUGGGUAGGUAUUCAUCGUGAUCCCGAGCAAUUGAUGGCCACGCUGCGAAAGUUGCGUCGUCAGAUGGACAUCAUUGUGUCCGAGGUUUCCAUGAUCCGUGAUAUUCGGGAUCGCGAGAUACGCAUCUAUACUGAUGCGGGUCGCAUUUGCCGGCCAUUGCUUAUCGUGGAGAACGGAUCGCUGCUGCUAAAGAAGACCCAUGUGGAGAUGCUGAAGGAGCGCGACUACAACAACUACAGUUGGCAGGUGCUGGUGGCUUCCGGCGUGGUGGAGUAUAUCGACACCCUCGAGGAGGAAACGGUCAUGAUAGCCAUGUCGCCGUACGAUCUAAAGCAGGACAAGGACUAUGCCUACUGUACGACCUACACCCACUGCGAGAUCCAUCCGGCCAUGAUCCUUGGCGUUUGUGCUUCUAUUAUACCCUUCCCCGAUCACAACCAGAGUCCGCGUAACACCUAUCAAAGCGCUAUGGGUAAACAAGCUAUGGGCGUGUACAUUACAAAUUUCCACGUGCGCAUGGACACACUUGCCCACGUUCUAUACUAUCCCAUGAAGCCUUUGGUCACCACCCGUUCCAUGGAGUACCUGCGCUUCCGAGAGCUCCCAGCUGGCAUCAAUUCGAUUGUAGCCAUUCUCUGCUACACAGGCUACAACCAGGAGGAUUCUGUCAUCUUGAACGCUUCUGCGGUGGAGCGAGGAUUCUUCCGCUCGGUAUUCUACCGUUCGUACAAGGAUUCAGAGAACAAACGCGUGGGUGACCAGGAGGAAAACUUUGAAAAACCGCAUCGGGGAACCUGUCAAGGUAUGAGGAAUGCCCAUUACGAUAAGCUCGACGAUGAUGGUAUUAUUGCCCCGGGUAUUCGUGUCUCCGGCGAUGAUGUGGUCAUCGGAAAGACUAUAACUCUGCCUGAAAAUGACGAUGAGCUGGACAGUAACACAAAGCGUUUUGCGAAGCGAGACGCCUCAACCUUCCUGCGAAACUCUGAGACUGGCAUCGUGGACCAGGUGAUGCUGACCCUGAACAGCGAGGGUUACAAGUUCUGCAAGAUUCGAGUGCGCUCGGUGCGCAUCCCACAAAUUGGUGACAAAUUCGCCUCCCGUCACGGGCAGAAGGGAACUUGCGGUAUCCAGUACAGGCAGGAGGAUAUGGCCUUCACUUGUGAGGGUCUGGCGCCAGAUAUUAUCAUCAACCCUCAUGCCAUCCCCUCGCGUAUGACAAUCGGUCACUUGAUCGAGUGCCUUCAGGGAAAACUUGGCUCCAACAAGGGCGAGAUUGGCGAUGCCACACCUUUCAACGAUGCCGUCAACGUGCAGAAGAUCUCCACGUUCUUGCAGGAGUACGGCUAUCAUCUUCGUGGCAACGAGGUCAUGUACAAUGGACACACGGGGCGAAAGAUCAAUGCCCAGGUAUUUUUGGGACCCACCUAUUAUCAGCGCCUCAAGCAUAUGGUGGACGACAAGAUUCACUCUCGGGCUCGAGGUCCCGUCCAAAUUCUCGUGCGUCAGCCCAUGGAGGGUCGUGCCCGUGACGGUGGCCUUCGUUUCGGUGAGAUGGAGCGUGAUUGCCAGAUUUCCCACGGUGCCGCACAGUUCCUGAGGGAGCGUCUGUUCGAGGUCUCGGAUCCGUAUCGGGUUCACAUCUGCAAUUUCUGUGGCCUGAUCGCCAUUGCCAAUCUGCGCAACAACACGUUCGAGUGCAAGGGCUGCAAGAACAAGACGCAGAUCUCGCAGGUACGACUCCCCUACGCGGCCAAGCUGCUCUUCCAGGAGCUCAUGUCCAUGAAUAUUGCGCCUCGUCUAAUGGUUAAUUAAUCAUUGCAUGUUUGGACCACUAAAUCGUUUUAAGCCGAAAGUUAGCAAUUAAUUAAUAAAUUACCAUAAUAUUGUG